Amphimedon queenslandica is the source of this 1517-nucleotide messenger RNA. RefSeq names its product eIF-2-alpha kinase GCN2-like. The record is from RefSeq and is a predicted model, not a curated record. Bases 101 to 637 code for a protein of 178 amino acids. Gene Ontology annotation, biological process: protein phosphorylation. NCBI's taxonomy places the organism in Eukaryota, Metazoa, Porifera, Demospongiae, Haplosclerida, Niphatidae. The transcript is spliced from 7 exons. Gene Ontology annotation, molecular function: ATP binding; protein kinase activity.
UCUUGAGGAUAAUCCGAUUGUUGGACGAGGGAACGGGAACAUCCUCCGUGGGAAACUGCUGGGAGACAGUAGUCAUGGUUACUAUUCAGUGUACUGUGGCAUGGAGGUUGAUAGUGGCAGUCUAGUGUGUAUCUAUGAAUGGAUAAUACCAUGUAAGACACAGAAGAAGGCUGACACUAGGAGGAGCAGACAAGUUGCUAGUAUCAGACAGGAAUAUGAUUCAUUCAGUGAGAGGUUCAUCAAUCACUCAUCAAUUGUCAAAUAUUUAUUAAUGAGACACAAUCUCACCGAACAUGGGAUACUAGUGGAGGUUACUAUGGAGUACAUUACUGGUGGUAGUCUGAACUCUCUCCUUCAAGGAUCAAGUUCCUCUCCAAUAACUGGAAAAUCCCUCCAGCUUUAUAGUAAGCAGCUGCUGGAGGCUGUAGCUUAUCUUCACUCACAAGGAAUAGUCCACAAUGACAUAAGGCCGUCACUGGUUUUUAUUGAUCCUGUUCAAGGUGUCAAACUAGCUGGUCAUACCAUAAUCAAGAGGUUAUCCGAUUUGACGGGUAAAGUUAACGAGGAGGCGUGGCCUAGAGGCUUCUUCACUAAACUAGGAGGAAAGAAAACCGAUAUUUUAAAACUAGUAAAUUAAUAGUAAAUUAUUAGUGUAUUAUUACAAUAAGUAUAGGUUAUACACCGAGGUCGAGGUUUCUAUGGGAUUUAUUUACCGAGGGACGCAGUCCCGAGGUAAAUAAACCCAUAGCAACCGAGACCGAGGUGUAUAACAGACUUCUACCAUGCCAAAUCUGUAGCUAAGAAACUGCCUAUGAUUAGCAAGGCUUUAUAAAAGCACAAGGCCUCUUUACUUCUUUGUAUCUUCUUAAAAGAAACGGGAAAAUCUCUUCUUCACUCGCGCCAUGUGUGUACAGUAAAACACGCCCAGAACACGCCUUUCCAAAUUCCACUCCACCCAUUAAGAAGUUUAUCACAUGGCCCAAUGCUUUUGAGGCUCUAUUUCUUUCUUUUAGAUGUUCUUUGCUGCUUUCUCUGCUAAAAAUGAUUACUCCAGACGCCAUAGCUAUGCUUCGAGGUAAAUAAUUAGAAACCUGUUUGCUCCCGGGCUGUCCGCAAGGUAAAUAACUAAGAAAACCUGUUUGGCGACUUUAAUAAGUUGGCCAUAUUUACCUCGGCGAGGUAAAUAAGCGAUUAUAUUUACCUCGUAGGACGCAAUCUGAUUGGUCAAUUGCAAGUAGGCAUGGUAGAAGUAUAGGUUAUACACCGAGGUCGAGGUUUCUAUGGGAUUUAUUUACCGAGGGACGUAGUCCCGAGGUAAAUAAACCCAUAGCAACCGAGACCGAGGUGUAUAACAGACUUCUACCAUGCCAAACCAGUUACAAACAGGUUUAUUUCAUUGCUUAGCAACCAGUAAAUCUUUAAAAGUAGCUAGACUUCAGACACAGCGAUGGAAGUAAGAGCAAAGGGGGUCAUUUCAGCUGCUCUUUCCUCUACUCUUUCUCGAUCUUCACCUAUAC